Messenger RNA from Xenopus laevis (African clawed frog), 1494 nucleotides. RefSeq names its product protein BTG3 (gene btg3.L). The record is from RefSeq and is a predicted model, not a curated record. The transcript is spliced from 5 exons. Bases 262 to 1011 code for a protein of 249 amino acids. NCBI's taxonomy places the organism in Eukaryota, Metazoa, Chordata, Amphibia, Anura, Pipidae.
ACGCAGGGACUGAACCACUGCAACAAAGACAAGCAAGCUACAUUGCUAUAGAAACUGGCUCCGCCUUCCCCGCUAAAUCGCUCAUUAGAUCGCUAUCUCGCCUACGGCGCCAUCUAGAGGCCAUGGAUUCGCUCAGCAAUGGAGCGCAGUCCCGGAUGGAGGCGUGACGUCAGUAUGAGCGGGAGCCCGAGCGGGAGCUUUCUCUGAGCGUUCCUAGCAAGCGGCACAGAGCGGCCUGUAGCAGAGCACACAUGGUUGAAGAUGAAGAACGAAAUAGCCGCCGUGGUGUUUUUCCUCUCCAAACUGAUCAGGAAGAAUGAGAAAAUAAGGAAGGAGGAGGUUGACAGGUUCUUGGAGGAACUGACGAGGCUGCUGUAUGACAAGUUUGUCAAUCACUGGUACCCAGCUACGCCAACUAAAGGUCAGGCAUACAGAUGUAUCCGUGUCAACAAGUUUCAAGGUCCUGAUCCUGACCUCCUGAAAGCUUGCCUGAACAGCAGCCUGGAGUAUGAAGACCUGGGACUGCCCAAGGAAUUCACUUUAUGGGUGGACCCAUGGGAAGUGUGCUGCAGGUACGGAGAGAAGAAUCACGCCUUCCUGGUGGCAAGUGUUGAAAGUAAAGUUAACGACAAGCUGGAAAUCUCCGAGCAUGUUUCCCGUGUACUGGAUAAAGUAGUAACCUCCGAUUACCAUUCUGGAUCCUCUUCAGAUGAUGAAGUCUACUACAGCAGCAGAAAAGCUCAGGCCGGCCACAGCUUCAUGGGCGCAACUAACACACGUCAGGUUCCGGGAGUCCAGCUGCAGUCAGCUCCAACAUGGAAUAAAUAUCAUAAGAGAAAGCAGUUGCCCCAAUAUCACUAUGACCAGCGCAUGAUGUUGGGUUAUCUGCCGCCACCAAGGGGAAGCAAGAUGCACGGUCAGAUGCCGUGGCUACCUCCAGCCUUUCAGAAUGACCGCAGCCACUGGACUGGGCUACCUUUACUCCCUGCCGGCCACCAGUGCCUGGUUUAAAUAAUUGUGUUCUAAAUCAGUUCUCGGUUGUGUACAAAUGAUACUAAAUGCAGUGGACCAAAUUCUAUAGAAAAAAAAAAAAAGUAUUUUCUACUUUAGUCUCUAUUUUUUUUUUUUUUUUUUUAAUGUAACUGAACUUUUUUGCAUUUUGGAUAGCUUAUAUAUAUCUAUAUAUACCGGCUUAGCAGGAAACACUUUAGUAGAGGUAGAGAAAGUGCCUAAAUAUUUUUAAUAUUGUAUUAAUAUAUAUAUAUUGUGACUUGCACAUAAUCAUGUAGCGUAAUGAAUUACUGUAGCAGAGUAUUUAUUUACAAUUCAUAUUUUAUGCUUUAUGUAGACUUAAUGACAGUUUAUUCUAAUAAUAAAUUAUUUUGUAACUCCGUAUUGGAACCAUGUAUGAUGCUGUUGCCGUAUUGUAUUGUUGAUUGUAUAAAUGACUGUGCAAAAACAAUUCAGACUAAAAUAUAAUAUGGAAAAUGUAAA